Molecule: messenger RNA, 3924 nt
Organism: Fundulus heteroclitus (mummichog)
Lineage: Eukaryota; Metazoa; Chordata; Actinopteri; Cyprinodontiformes; Fundulidae
Gene: rbm20
Product: RNA binding motif protein 20
Exons: 14
Coding region: 483-3857 (1124 amino acids)
Biological process (GO): regulation of RNA splicing
Cellular component (GO): nucleus
Molecular function (GO): mRNA binding; zinc ion binding
Source: RefSeq, a predicted model, not a curated record
GUGUGGGGCGGGAGAGGUGAUAAUCAGAGGUGCCUGCGGGGGCUUUCUUGUCCCUGUUGUUGUGCCGCUUGGAGCAGGGACUCCCAUUUGGUCUCUGAUAACUCAACCCCCUUCUGCCAUCCCCCCCCCCCCAUGAGUCCACCUCCCUGCUAUUCCCUCUUCCCUCAGUCAACCAUUAGUUUCCCUCCUGACGAGGAACUGCUCUCGUUUCCCCAACUUCUUCAGAGUUAUGAAAGUGUGGCGUGUUCUUCGCGGGGGCAGGAAGCUACUGAGGCAAGUCUGAAGGUGACUCUGCUGCCUUUCAGGAGCGGCCGAGGUCUCCGUGUCCGUCUCACCCCGGCUUCUGGUCUCGGUGUCAUCUGUCCGUCAUCAGAGGGAAAAGCUAAACAGAGCGGGCCAGAGAAAGUGGCCUUUAAAAGGAUUUGCUGUGUUCGGGGUUGUGGCAGGUCUUCUGCAGGUGGUGCUACCGAGUCCACUGUGUCAUGCAGCAGGCUUGGGAUCGGACAAGGAGCAUCGACGGCGUUAAAAGAAGCCAGACAAAAAUGCUGGGGAAAGGACAGGGCGGCGGAUACGUCCCCGAGAUGAGCGAAGCGCUGCAGAGCAUUGUAGCACCACCCUUGGACAACACAGAUAAGAAGGGCCUUCAGGUGGGUGUCCAGCUGCCAGGCAAUGUGCAGACUGGACCUCAGCAGCAGAACCAGCUCCUGCUGACUCCAGCAAGCCUCCAGCUCGCGCAGCUCCAGGCGCAGCUCACCCUCCAUCGGCUCAAACUGGCUCAGGGAGGAAACACAGUCAAUGCCGCCAGCGUUCUCAAUCAGUUAAUCUCCAAUGUCAACAUGUCCCAGCCCCUGCUGAAUCAAUUAAGGAGCUCAUCUCUGGUUGGGAAUCCACAGGGGGCCUUCCCCACUGGGGUGAUAGGUUUCCCCUCCUCAAACUCAGCUGUUGGGUCCUUGGUGAGUGCGGGAUUCAACCAAAACUCAGGGAAUGUGAGACUGGAUCAUCCCAGCGGAGGGGGUGGGACGGGUCAACAAGGCGGGGAAUAUGGGAAAAAGCCUGGUUCGAGUUAUUCCUCUGACACUGACAGACGUCUCCAGUACAGCUUACCUGGAGGAUCGUGUGCUGACGGGCAGUACACAGGGAUUAAACCUCAGGCCAAAAACAUGACCGGCGUAGGCUUUCACAGAGACUUCUACGGGCAUGAAGUGCAGGGACCCCCAGCUGGGUUUAGUUCCAACGAGCAAAUGAACUCCACUGCACCUAAGGAGCAAUGGAAAGGCCAUAAUAACUUAAACCAAAGUGGAAAAGUGAGCAUGGCUUCGAACGCUCCCACAGUCUGGCCUUCAGUAGGGCAGCCCAUUUGGUCCAGAACAGAACUGUACAACCCAGAGGAGCCGACCCCCGAACCCAAAUUAAACUGCGGCGUCGGGGCUUCCUCUUUCGCUUCCAGCGGCGCACAAAACUUCGGGAGCUACCAGGCCCUGCAUGGAGGUCAGGAAAGCUUGCCGCCAGGUACCAGGACCCUCCAGGCCCAUCAAGUCAGCGAUUACUAUGGCGUCACACCCUCUCAGCUGCCACAUCAGUGCAGCAUCUGUGAAAAGAAGGUCUACAACCUCAAGGACUGGGACCAGCACGUGAAGGGAAAACUACACCUGCAGAACCGAGCUUCCUACGUCGCUGAAGGCUCAGCGGUGGCAUCGGCCGGAGCCCCUCAGUACGCCGUCGGCAGGUCCUCUGAUGGAGGUCUGAAGCCAGGAGGGACGAAUCCCCCAGUCUGCGCCGCCGCUAGUCAAGAUGUAUCUUCAGGAACCAAUGCAUCAUACUUACCAGCAGGAGCCAUGAAGACUUAUCCCACAUCAGACGCAGUAUUUGCCUCCCAUCAACCUGACUCAAAGGCUUUUCCACCCAGAAAGGCCUCUGCAGGCCGAGUUGUUCACAUCUGCAACCUGCCUGAGGGUAGCUGCACGGAGAAUGACGUCAUCAACCUGGGAAUACCUUUUGGGAAGGUCACAAACUACAUCCUGAUGCGCUCCACUCAUCAGGCCUUCCUGGAGAUGGCAUAUGUUGAGGCAGCUCAAGCCAUGGUUCAGUACUAUCAACUGACUCCCGCCUCCAUUAACAAUCAGAAACUCCUCAUUCGGAUGUCCAAGAGGUACAAGGAGCUGCAGCUCAAGAAACCAGGUAAAGAUGUUCAAUCAAUCAUCCAGGAUAUCACCUCGCAGCGGGAGAGGGAUAAGAUGCAAGAACUUGAACACUACCUUCCAGACAGGGCACGCUCUCGCAGCCCCAUCAGCCGCUCUCUGAGUCCUCAUUCCCACAGUCCCAGUUUUACAUCAUGCAGCUCCGCCCACAGUCCCCCAGUGGCACCAUGCAGGGGUCCGGAUAGGGGCAGCAAUGGCCUAAGCACUCACCUGGGUUCAAAGGACUGGCCAUCCCAUCUGAGAAGAGGGGAGGAAGAAAGGGAGCGGGACGAUCCUUGGAGGAACGGUGGCAGUAUGGAUGACAACCGACCUAACGGAAGAACGGCUGACUGUCGGAAGAACUACUACAAACACUUGGGUCACCUCGGGAUGAGGUCUGCAGAUGAACGUGGAAGCGGCGAAGCAACGAGGAGCAGCAGAGACUGGCACCCACGGGACAGCCCCCUGGGCCCGUCCUUCAACUCUUACAGGAACAUGGAGGACGACUUUUACAUGGAAUUAGCGUACAAGUCGGGGAAGCCACCCAGGACAUCUCACCAUCGACAUGACUCAAAGUCCAGGAGGAAGGAUGGUGACCACCCCGGUCGGUCAAGACAUUCUGAGCUCGAGUCGACGGUCGAGCCUCGGUGUCGAACCCCGGAGGACAAGAGGCGGAGUUCAUCUGGAAGAGAUAGGAGCAAAAACUCAAGCAGAAGGCAUACUGAAAGACAGGAGAGAGAAAAUGCUUCUGAAGACACUGGUGGCAAAGGAAAAUCUGAUUCGCCUCAACAAAGAGACAAAUCAAAAGAGACUACUGAAGGUGACAAAGACAAAGACACUGAGAAUGUGCUGGAAAAUGCUGAAGACACGGAUGAAGAAUGUUGGUAUCCUAAAAACAUGGAGGAGCUGGUCACUGUGGAUGAAGUAGGAGGAGAAGAUGAUAACAUUAUUGAGCCCGAUCUUUCUGAGCUUGAGGAGUUUACUUCCUGUGAGAAAGAGCCUGUCGAGCAAUCAGAGCAGAAGCCCGUUUUACCAUCAACGUCACUAGUGGAAGUGCAGGAGGCAUCCGACAAGAAACAUAAGCAGGAGGAGUCUUUGGAGGAUACUGUAGGUGUGGCAUCAAAAUCUGAAACUGACAAAGCAGAGGGUCAAAGCACUGCACCCAGUCCUGAAACCGAGAAAACGAAUUCAGAAACUACCGAGCAAAAAGCUGCUGACCUCAGCGGCUUCCCCAGUGAGGAGUUUAAGGCAGCGCUCGAGGAGACAUGCAUGGAAAACACCAAGGUUCCCAACAAUGAGCCACCAGGAGAGCCAAUGGAAAAUCAUGUUUGUUUAUUAGAGGACAAUAAAAGCCAAGAAGAAAGAAAGACCCCUGAAAAAAUCCAUCUGGAAGUCCAACUGCAGGAUGGCGGUCUAAAAAGAGAAAUCGAAGCCCCUUCCCCAUCUCUGGAGCAAGACAAAGCUGUCAGUGAACACAGUAUUCCUUUGGGAGUGGAGUUCAUCGAGCCGAGGACAGGCUUCUUCUGUAAACUCUGUGGACUGUUCUACACCAGCGAGGACAUGGCAAAAACGUCUCACUGCCGCAGCACCAUACACUACAGGAACCUGCAGAAAUAUCUGUUCCAGCUGGCAGAGAACGGCCUGUCGAGUGCGCUGAGUGAACCCUCUGCAGCACACUGACACCAGCUUAACCCUUCACCUCUGGAACAGCACACAGCAGGGGGGAGGGGGGGGGGGGUGAAUACAC